AUGGGUAGUAUCUACCGCCGCGCUACCCUUCGUUUUUCGCGUCGGCGGAGCCAGCCUCACGCGCGUCUACUCAGCUUUUUCCUCGGAUUUGGCAGAGCCUUCGUGUGGCUGGCGAUCGCUGCGGAGGACUUGGUCUACGUCGCAUUUUCGCUGACACUCACAACGUGGGUCGAAGUUAAGGCAGCGCUGCGUCAGACGGCGGCACACAAGCCGCGGGCGGAGGACCUGCGCAUCGCGGUCUUCUUCCUGCUCUUCGUUCAGGUGGCCGCCUUUGGCGCAGGAAAAACCGUGUACUGUCUAGUCCCAGUCCUCGACCCAUUCCUCAUGGUAGCGCUCUUGGUCUUCAAGAUCGUUGCUCCCCGAAUCAUCCUCGCGACCUGCUUCUCCAUCUCGAACGCGCGCCUCUCACCCCCACCGUUCAGUCUCUUCCUCGUCGCCCUCACCUACACAAAAAGUACGUUGCAUCGCUCAUUGCUCUCGGAUUAG
Messenger RNA from Epithele typhae, 486 nucleotides. Its product is annotated as GPI ethanolamine phosphate transferase 1. Gene Ontology annotation, molecular function: mannose-ethanolamine phosphotransferase activity. The record is from RefSeq and is a predicted model, not a curated record. NCBI's taxonomy places the organism in Eukaryota, Fungi, Basidiomycota, Agaricomycetes, Polyporales, Epitheliaceae. The coding region runs from base 1 to 486 and encodes 161 amino acids. Gene Ontology annotation, cellular component: endoplasmic reticulum membrane. The transcript is spliced from 3 exons. Gene Ontology annotation, biological process: GPI anchor biosynthetic process.